CUCUGAGUCGAGGGUAUACAAAUGGUUGCCAUAUCCCCAGUGAAUUUAAUCCCAAUUUGUUAAAAUCUUAAAUUGGCCUGUUAUAACAUUGUCGAUAUGGAUGCCGUAACAACACCUGUCAAGAGCUGCACUGAUACAGCUACGGAGUCAAUAUCGAGGUCUGAACCCCUCAUAUCGGCUGAGGCAAUGCCGCAAGCCGAUAAUAUUGCCUCCCCGGCAGACGGCCCCUCGACCCCAAGUCGCCCAGGAAUAAGCAGUACGCCUUCGACCGAUUCAAGCAAUACCAGCCAAUCAUCAACCUUCUCAAGCCACUUCAAUGACAGCUCUAGUGGAUUCCGAAAAAUCGAUUGUAGAAAUACUUCAAAACUUUCAAGGCAACAGCGCUGCGGUUAAACGCCCUUCAACUCCGCAGCAUGAAGAAGACGCUUUUGAGUUCGGAUCCGGUAGUUUGGUGUAUAGCAAUGGUUAUAAAUUCAAUUUUGUGGCCAGCAAUAACUCACCGACGCCUAGGAAUGUGAGCGGGGAGAAACUCAACGCGGAAGCUGAGCAGAAUUCAGAGGGUCUUGGGGUGACAGACGUGGCAAGCAACGACGGCUAUUCUCACUCAGGAACUGAAGAUGUGAGAGUGAGAGACACUCGAUCAUGGGAGAAAGCUAGAAGAGGUGGCUCUUCUUUAAGUCCUACGAGGUCGCUUUCCGAAGAUGUCCAUCUGAAUUUAGUCAAUGGUCCGCCCGUGAUACCGCCAUUACCACCAGACCUUGAAGUGUUGACUCAUCUCCCAACAGAUCCGCAACCCCAUGUCCGAAGACUAGCCUAUAGAGACAACAGCUAGCUCAAUUACUUCACCAGAAGUUGAAGUUAUAGGCUCCCUUUCUAACAAUGUUGCUACAACGCCCAGGGAAUCAAAUGGGACGCCCAAGAUAUCAAAGGAAACGCUCAACAAACCAAAGGUAACACGCAAAUCAAAGAGAUCAACAUUGGAGGGUGAACGCCGGCAAUCAGCGAGGCUUCUCCAGAAAAAUCAAGUUCAAACCAACGCUAGUGCAACUACUGAUCCGAAUGUCGGAGAGUCAUAUUUUCCUCUUAAUGUCAAUAAAAAGGCGUCAUCUCAGAAUUUGAGAGAAGAAGGGCGUCGUUUAGAUGAACAUGAAGCUAUCGCAGAUGAAUACCAGGCGUCAACGACGGCCGAUCAAGCGCCAGACUCUGCGGCUCGAGAACCAACCAGCGAUACAGAAGUAGCCGAGGCUGUGCACCCCUCAAUCAAGGUCGACCAGAAGCCAGACGUGGAUACUGCUAAGAAGGCCGGCAGCAUAAAAUUUGAGCAGUACCAGGAGACGAAGUCGCAUACCGAUAUCAAAAUUGCUAUACUCGACGUCCUUCUCCAGGAAGAGAUGAAGCACAUCCUUGACAAGGAAAAGGGCUUCGUGUAUAUGUACAAAUUAGACAGUUCCGAAGGAAACGUUAAGAUCGGAAAGUCAAAGCAGAAACACGGGUUACGUGUUAAGCAGUGGGCAAAUAGCUGCAAGUUGCCAUUCGAGCGCAUAUCUGAUCCUGACGACAAGAGGUUUCUAUAUUAUGGGAUAGUCGAGAAACUCGUACACACGGAGUUAUCGAACAGUAGAAAAACGUAUGAGUGCGGAACAUGCAAGAAAAAUGGUCGUAAGCAAAAAGAAGACGCGAAAGCUGAUCAUGCCGAGUGGUUCAAAGUUGCGGAACCAGAUGCGCUGGAAGUCGUCGAGAGGUGGCGCGGAUGGCUUGUUCGGCACCAGCCGUAUGGGAAGGAUGGAGCUCUUCGAGGAAUCUGGAUAUGGAAGCACCGUAAACUGUUAGAGGCUAAUACUGAUAAUUUCAAGGAGUGGCCUAUAUUGAUGUGGUCUGAUUGGUCUGAAUAUGCUUGGUAUAUAGUUGACAACUACCUCGAUGAAGAGCUACCUACGAUGUUACGAUCUUCAUUAUUCAUCAACGCAGUGCUC
Messenger RNA from Pseudogymnoascus destructans, 1973 nucleotides. RefSeq lists its product as uncharacterized. Bases 317 to 832 code for a protein of 171 amino acids. The record is from RefSeq and is a predicted model, not a curated record. The transcript has 3 exons. Lineage: Eukaryota; Fungi; Ascomycota; Leotiomycetes; Thelebolales; Thelebolaceae.